This is a messenger RNA of Octodon degus (degu), 3321 nucleotides long. Its product is annotated as zinc finger protein OZF. The transcript is spliced from 7 exons. NCBI's taxonomy places the organism in Eukaryota, Metazoa, Chordata, Mammalia, Rodentia, Octodontidae. Gene Ontology annotation, molecular function: DNA-binding transcription repressor activity, RNA polymerase II-specific; RNA polymerase II cis-regulatory region sequence-specific DNA binding. Gene Ontology annotation, biological process: negative regulation of transcription by RNA polymerase II. The coding region runs from base 194 to 1987 and encodes 597 amino acids. The record is from RefSeq and is a predicted model, not a curated record.
GGAUCGCGCUGACUUAAGGCACUGCGUCCUCCAGCUUCAGGGACCCGACGGUUUCCGUGCGUCCAGGACCCAUGCAACCCUGAAUGAGGAGGAAUGGAGGUCGCCUCUCUCUGCUUGGAUCCAUAAGCUGCCUGGAAGUGGUUUUGGCAUCAAGAAAGGGAGUUCAGGCACAUUCCAGCAUCAGAGCCACAGAAUGGCAGCCACUGAUUUGCCGGAAGGUCCUCUCCACCCAGAACCAAUCUGCUUUUAUGAAGAUGAGACAAAGGUAGAGAGUGUGGUGGCUGACUCCCAGGCAGAUUGUUACAAGGUCUCGGUGACCUUUGAUGACGUGGCUCUGGAGUUCACCCAAGAGGAGUGGACCUUACUGGACAUAACUCAGAGAAACCUAUACAGAGAAGUAAUGCUAGAAAACUAUGAGAACCUGUCUUCAGUGGGAUACCAGUUCUUCAUCCCUAGUCUGAUCUCCUGGUUGAAACAAGAAGAACUAAACACAGCAGAAACUGGAGUUCUUCAUCCUUUAGAAUUGGAGCUACAACAAAUAACCAAAGGAUCAGAAUUUGAGGAUUAUUUUAGGGAAGAAACUCCCAAAGAGAUGGAAAUGGUGGGAAACCACAAUGGAGAGAAGUUCUAUGAAUAUAAGCCAUAUGGAGAAGUCUUUGGUGAACAGCUUUUCCUUAAUACACACAUGAACACACAAAGCCAAGAAUAUACUUCUGGGUAUAUUUGGUAUGGAGAAGACAUCCUUACUCUGCAUCAGAAAACCUCUACUGGACAGAACUUUUCUGAGAUUGAUCAGUAUAGAAACAUCUUCAACCUAACACCAAAUAUUUCAUAUCAGACAACGUGCAUGAGAGACAAACCCUUCGAGUGCAGGGAUUGUGGGAAUGCCUUUUUCAAUCCAUCAUACCUUCAGAUGGACAUGAGAACUCAUAAUGAAGGAGACCCUUAUGAAUGGAAGAAGUAUGAGAGUGAAUAUAUUCAUCCCACGAGCCUUGCUGUACAUCUUCAAAUUUUCAAUGGAAGAAAUCCCUACAAAAUGGAGGAAUUUGGAAAAAGCUUUCAGUAUUUUCCAUGCCUUACUAAUCCCAUGGAAACCCACACUGAACAAACACUCUGUGAAUGCAAGGAAUGUUGGAGAGCAUUCACAGUUUCCUCUCACCUAAAUCAAUAUGUAACAGUUCAUUCUAAAGAGAAAAACAAAAAAUGUAAGGAAUGUGGGAAAUGCUUUGCUACUUUUUCUCAGCUAUCUGCACAUAUAAAAACUCAUAGUGAUGAAAAGCCUUUUCAGUGUAAGGAGUGUGGAAAGUGCUUUAAAAAUAACACAUACCUUAAUGAUCACAUGAGAAUUCACACUGGAAUAAAAUCAUACAAAUGUGUGGAAUGUGGGAAAGCCUUCCUGAGGUGGUCAGGCCUGACUGAACACUUGCGAGUUCACACUGGAGAGAAGCCUUACGAAUGUAAGGAAUGUGGGAAAGCCUUCUCAAGAUCCACUCAGCUUACUGAACAUAUAAGAACACACACUGGAGUCAAACCCUAUGAAUGUAAGGACUGUGGGAAAGCCUUCACUCAGUACUCAGGCCUUGCUACCCAUGUACGCAUUCACAGUGGUGAGAAGCCCUUUCAGUGUAAGCAGUGUGGGAAAGCCUUCACUAGGACCUCAGGCCUUAUUCACCAUGUGAGAACACACACAGGCGAGAAGCCUUUUGAAUGUGUUCAUUGUGGGAAAACCUUUAUUACUUCUUCCCACCGUACUAAACAUUUAAAAAUUCACAGUGGGGAAAAGCCCUUUGUGUGUAAUAUCUGUGGGAAGGCAUUUGUAUAUUCCACAUCGCUUAACAUUCACAUGCGAACACAUACUGGAGAGAAACCUUACAUCUGUAAGGAAUGUGGGAAAGCAUUUGCUGUUUCCUCACGCUUAAGCAAACAUGCAAGAGUUCACCAUGGGGAGAAGGCCUAUAAAUGUGAGGGGAUCAGUGUUGCUAUUUAGCCCCUCUGUUUCCACCCUUAAAUAUUGACAAUGACACCAAAGAUCAUCAGACUAGUUUUAACUGAUUUGUGUGAGUUGUAAUGGCUUCCACUGGCAUAGAUGGCAUCCUAAUAAUAUUAAAUACAAUAUGUACGUCCCCUGUCGAACUUUUGUAGUGCUGGAGAUUGACCCUAGUGCCUCAUGCAUACUAGGUAAGUGAUCUACCAUUGAUUUAUGUUGCUGACCCCUCAACCUGGUUCACACAUUAGCUGAGUCUGAGCUCUCAGGGGUCAUAGGUGAGGUCACUACUGCACAUUGGCCUCAAUUGGUGCUUGGAUCCCUAAUGAAAAUAGCAUUAAUAAAAGCUAUGCAUGGGUGUCCAACCUUUUGGCUUACUUGGGCCACAUAUAAUAUAGUUAAUGUAUAUAAGUAACAAGAGUUCCUUUAUUUUUUUAUAUUUUGUAUGAUAUUAAAACAACACUGCAGGCUGCAGGCUGGACAUACCUGUAUAAGACAAUUGAAUAGAUUUGGCCCUACUCAUUGUUGGUUAGUGGCUGCCAGUGUGACUCCUCACAUUAGAGUUCUCCAGAAGUCAAGUUAAUAUAGGUCCAGAUGAACUGUUGAAAGACAUCCUUCCAGGUGUGUCCCCAACCUCAACUUACUGUGCUGAAUGUGCCAAGAAGAAAAUGGUUCCUACCUGUUCUUAAUGGUUAGUCCACAUUUGCAGCCAAUUAUACCUAUGCUUUCUUAUAAAUCUAGUAGGUCCACCUUCUCUUGCCUUCUGGGUCUGUUUUAGGUAAAAGAGGCAAUUUUUGUGUUAGUAUAAGCUAGUCUAUUCCUUACUUCUGUUCAGAUUGGUGAUAUGCCACCUGUGGGUCCCAAAUAUGAUCUUUUUAUGAAUCAUAGUUCAGCUCACAGUUUUAGUAUUUUCUUUAGUCCAGGCUUUCUCAGCUUUUGCAAUAUGGAUUGGCUGAGAAUUUUCCAAAUUUCCAGUUCUGUUUCCUUUUAACUUAAGAGUUCCAUGAUGGAUUGAGCUCUCCCCUUAGGUAUUUUAUUAAAAGUCAGGUGGAACCAAGCUGUUCCUUCAGCAGUUGAAUUGCAAACCUCAAAUAAAUUUCUAAUUUUAUUAUUUUAUUGUAUUUUUUUGGUACUGGGAAUUGAACCCAUGACCUCGUGCUUACCAGGCAGGCACUGUGCCGCUGAGCUAUAUCCACGGCCCUAAAUUUCUAAUUUUACUUUGCUCAAGUUCUACUUGUUAUAAAUUAUUACACUGUAACUAUUCUGCCAGAUUUUUGAUUGCCAUCAGACUGUGUUUUUUAGUGGUGCUAGCAAUUUAACUAACCCAUGCUGGGCAA